AUGGCGUCGUUCGCCGGCGUAUCCGUCCUGGACGACGGCGGGCUGUGCCCAGUCACCGAGUCGCCCGUCGAAACCAGCACGGACUGCGGGUACCACCUGCUCGUGGUCCAAGACUACUCGGGUGUCAAAGACAAGACGCCCACCGGCGAGAGCGUCGCAUCCCGCCCUUUCAUGGUAGGAGGCCAUCAUUGGAUCAUCAGGUACUACCCCAACGGUGAAAGCCAGAGCUGCGCCGACUUCAUUUCCCUCUAUGUUGCCCGUCUCCACGACGACGACGACGAUGACGGCGACAAGAAGCCCGUGGAAGCCAAGUUCGGUCUCAAUUUCGUCGACCAAGUUGAGAGGCAGAAUCCGGUCUACUUUCGUCAGGCGGAGACGUACAACUUCACCGGUUCUUCCUGGGGCCAGGACAAGUUUAUCAGAAAAGACGCCCUCGAACGAUCGCCGUAUCUUAGGGGUAACUGUUUCACCAUCCGGUGCGACAUCAUGGUCCUCAACAACACCAAGGAUGAUGCAGGUGGUGGCCGCAAGGCGCUCCUGCCUGACAUUUGCCAUGAUUUUAACAUUCUCUUCCGAACCGAGGUGGGUGCUGAUGUGAAGUUCGAGGUCGGCGGUGACAUAAUCAACGCACACCGAUGUGUCCUUGCAGCCCGAUCUAAGGUCUUCAUGGCGCAGCUCUUUGGCCCCAUGAAGGAGACGUCCAGCGUCAUACAGAUCAAAGACAUGGAUGCAAAAGUGUUCGGGGCCUUGCUUCGCUUCAUCUACACAGACUCAUUCCCAGAGAUGUUGUAUGACAACGACAUGGAGGUCGACGAAAUGUCAGGAGUUGUGAAGCAAGAACAAGAAGAGGAAGCAGCAGAGGACAAAACGCCAGCAGUUGUGAAACAAGAGCAAGAAAAGGAAGCAGUAGAGGAUGAAAUGCGGCUGCAGUGGUUGCAAGACUUGUUGGUAGCGGCAGACAGGUAUGACGUCCAACGGCUCAAGUUCAUCUGUGAAAAGCAGUUGUCUGAACACAUAAGUGUGGCCUCGGUGAUGUCCACUCUUGCUCUAGCCGAACAACACCACUGCUGCGCAUUGAAGGAGGCGUGCUUCAAGUUUAUCCAAGUCCAGUCUCCCUCGUGCUUGCAAGCCGUGAUGGAUACCAAUGGCUGGGAUUAUGUAUUUACGACCUAUCCGACGGUUUUUAAGGAGCUCGUUGCCAAGCUUGCUUCGAACCAGCGGAAGUAA
Molecule: messenger RNA, 1227 nt
Organism: Triticum turgidum subsp. durum (durum wheat)
Lineage: Eukaryota; Viridiplantae; Streptophyta; Magnoliopsida; Poales; Poaceae
Source: the annotation of a GenBank genome assembly